AGAGUGGAACGCGGCGCGCCCCGCGCGGAUACAGUGUAGCCAGCGCCGGGCAGCGCCUUAAAGGGGCCGCCGCAGCCGGACGGGCCGCCGCGGACUGAGCCGGGAGGCGCCCCCCAGCCAUGCGGGGCGGCGAAUGGAGCCGGCGGAGCUCGACGUGCUGGGGCUGCGGGAGCAGCUGUUCCACGAGCGGGUGCGGGAGUGCCUGAUCUGCACGCUGCUCUUCGCCAGCCUCUAUAUCCUGAGCCACUUCGUCAUAACCCGCUUCAAGAAACACACGGACUUCGCCACAGUUGAGGAUGACGAGGAUGCCGCUGUCGACAGAAUUGCGCUGUCGCUGUGUACCUUCACGCUGGCCGUCUCGCUGGGCGCCCUGCUGCUGGUGCCCUUCUCCAUCCUCGCCAACGAGGUUCUGCUGCUCUUCCCGCACAACGACUACAUCCAGUGGCUGAACGGCUCGCUGAUCCACGGCCUCUGGAACCUGGUCUUCCUCUUCUCCAACCUCUCCCUGGUCUUCCUCAUGCCCUUCGCGUAUUUCUUCACUGAGGCCGAGGGCUUCGCGGGAUCCAAGAAGGGCAUCCUGGCCCGAGUCUACGAGACCUUCGUGGAGCUGCUGCUGCUGACCCUGCUGGUGCUGGGAAUGGUCUGGGUGGCGUCAGCCAUUGUGGACGAGGACACGGGCAGCCAGGAAUCCCUCUACGACCUGUGGGAAUACUACCUACCCUACCUCUACUCCUGCAUCUCACUCUUUGGGGGGCUGCUGCUGCUGUUGUGCACGCCUGUCGGCCUCUCCCGCAUGUUCACCGUCACCGGGAAGCUGCUGGUCAAGCCCAGGCUGCUGGAGGAUCUGGACGAGCAGCUGAACUGCACAAGGUUCGAGGAAGCCGCCCUCUCCCGCAAGAUCUCUGCCAGUCCCACCUCCUGCUGGCUGAACUUGAGCGCGGCCAUGCUCCAGGAGCAGUUCCUGGCCAUCCAGAGCCGGAGACUGGCGCUGGAGCUGCGGCGCUGUGUCUCGCCCUGGCAGCGGAAUCUGGGCUACCCCCUGGCCAUGCUGUGCCUCCUGGCGCUGACGGCCAUCUCUGUGCUCGUCGUCUGUUUUCACACGCUGGAGCUGCUGCUGGAUGAUGCCGCGAUGCCGCGGGGGAUUCAGGACGCACCCCUGGGGCAGGUCUCCUUCUCCAUCUUUGGGUCCUUUGGCGCCGCCCUGCAGGUGGUUCUCAUCUUCUAUCUGAUGGUCUCCUCCGUUGUGGGCUUCUACAGCUCCCCCCUGUUCAUGAGGCUGCUCCCCGUGAGGCAGGAUACCCCCAUGACCAAGAUCAUUGGGAACUGUGUGUCCCUGCUGGUCCUCAGCUCCGCGCUGCCCGUCUUCUCCAGAACGCUGGGAAUCACGCGGUUUGACCUCCUGGGCGACUUUGGCAGGUUUAACUGGCUGGGGAAUUUCUACAUUGUUUUCCUCUACAACAUGCUCUUCGCUGCCCUCACCACACUAUGCCUGGUGAAGAAGUUUACGUGGGCCGUGCGGGCCGAGCUCAUCCGAGCCUUCGGUUUGCACAAGCUGCCCCUGCCCGUGACGCGCACCCGCCAGCCCAGCAAGCUCUGCUAGGACGAGUCUGGCCCCAGCCAACGACUGGGAAAUGGGGGCUGCUGCGGCCCCUCCAGGCCGUGGGGCGGGGGGCAGCCCCCGCCCUGACUCGAUGGAUUUAUGUGUCUCCUGCAUUCUGAGCCGAAGGGGCGGGGCCUGGCUGACUCCGCCCUCGUCUGCUUCCGCCCAAUGGUCUGCUGGCGAGAAGGGGCCGGUAUCCUCCUGUGGUGCGGAUGCUGGGAUGGGGCGGAUCGAGGCCCCCCCGCCUCCCCUCCAUUCGAUCCCCAGCGGGGGAGACAGGAGAACUCUCUGCUGGGACUGCUGCUGAGCCGUUCCCCUCCCCCCCCUUCAGUCCUCCCCCCACUGCUGCAGCCUCCUGGGGGGGGAAGGCAGCUCCAGGCACCCUGCAGGAAGAUGUCCGGGACUAUAAUGGGAGCUGUUGGCCAGCAGGGGGCGCUGUGGGGGGCAGGGCACUGGCUGUGGGGGCAGCUCCCUGCAAGUCCAGUCCCAGCCUCUCCCAGCAGGGGCCGCUGCGGGGAGCGGGGGCUUUAGAAGCUGCCUCACUAGAGUUGUUGCCCCGAGCCCCCCAGGGCCCAGCCCUGCCCCGUGCAGACCCCCCGGCGCCACGGUUACAUACCUCACUCAAGCACACUAGGCGGCCAUGGGCCGCGCAUUCGUCUGCUUCGCUGGCUGCGUUUUCUGUGUGGGCAUUUUUUAUUUUUAUUUUUUUUUGAACAGCUGCUGCCCUGAUGUUUUAUGGGUGAAAGACCCCCCCCCCCGCUCUGAGACCCUCCCCACUCCCCUCACCCAGUGAGCUCAGCCCCUCCCUGCUCUGUCUGCCUGCCCCCCUUAGCCCCAGGCUGCUCCUGUCUCUCUGACACUAAGUGACUUAGGACAGCCUUCAACUGAGCAGGGCUCCCAGGUGGGGCAGGGACCCAGGGAGGUGUCAGUGGGGGUGUGUGUGUGUGUGGGGGGGGGGGGGGGGGUUUGUCAUUCAAACACCUGGGGGUUUCUGUUUCUCACCCUGGGUUGUAGGGGGAGGAGCUCUGGCUACAGACACCCCUUAGCCAGCACCUGGUGCCUGAUCCUGCCUCUGAGGGGGAGGAGUUGGGGGGGGGGGGGGAGAAUGUAUUUGUGUGUGCGGGGGGAGGCUGUAAAUGUCAAUCCCCCCCCCCCGGGGAUUAGCAUUGGGGUGGGGGGACAAAGCUGAAAGGGGUGUGGGCCAGGAUCUCCAGUCCUUCCUGCUGUGUUCCUGCCCUGAAGCAUGGGAGCCUAGGGCAAGCUUUGCUUUGUCUAAUGAGUGUGUCAGGUCUCUGCGCUGUCAGCUGAUAGUGACAGUGCGGAUCAGCUGUCAACUGCUGUGUGUUUUUUAUUUAAAUAAUAAAAAGUGUCUUUUAAUACAUGG
Messenger RNA from Caretta caretta (loggerhead turtle), 2984 nucleotides. It is a transcript of the gene LMBR1L, whose product is annotated as limb development membrane protein 1 like. Gene Ontology annotation, biological process: signal transduction; receptor-mediated endocytosis. Gene Ontology annotation, cellular component: plasma membrane. Gene Ontology annotation, molecular function: transmembrane signaling receptor activity. The record is from RefSeq and is a predicted model, not a curated record. NCBI's taxonomy places the organism in Eukaryota, Metazoa, Chordata, Testudines, Cheloniidae.